AUGAGCUUAUCCAAGAAAGGGUCUUUAACCAACGAUACAAAGCUUAGUCUUCCAACCAAGGCAACAACUUUGAACCCAAAUGCAGCAGAGUUUGUUCCCUUUUCCCUCAGAUCAUCCUCUUCACCAUCUGGAAGUACCUCAAACACGGCAGAUGCUGCAACGAAAUUUGCUACUUCUGGAACCGUAGGAAAAGCAGUGCUUAAUCGAUCAGAAUCAUCUGUUUCUAAUGCUUCUGAUGAUGAGGCUCAUCAAUUCUGGCGCCACCAGUUGCCAGAUGAUAUCACCCCUGAUUUUAAGGUUAUGAGUGAAGAUGAGUCUCAGGGACUAGGAGGGCUCUCUUUAGCAGGCUUGUCUUUGCAUGACAGUAGUGAAGUGCCUAGGUUUCAUGCCUCCUCCAGAAGUGGAUAUGUAUUGACUGAGCAGCAGGAACCGUCCCCACAUCAUAUCAACGGUACUGGCUUCGGUGAAAAGAUGGGAUAUGCUGCUGCUUCUUAUGGGGAAGAUCCUACUUCAGCCAGUUUUUUGAACUUGCCAACUAAGCCUUGGGACAAGCAAAUUGCUAACAGUGAUCAACUUCUUGGCAACGGUAGGGAGGUACAUCCAUACAAUGGAAAUUCUAGACAUGGGUUCAGGAGUGAAAUAUUGGGCGAGCAUGCAAUAGUGGAUGAUAAUGAAAUAAACCCUUUGGAGUUUUUGGCUUCACAAUUCCCUGGGUUUGCUGCUGAAAGCCUUGCAGAAGUUUAUUUUGCAAACAGUUGUGACUUAAAUCUCACUAUUGAGAUGCUUACUCAGUUAGAGCUUCAAGUUGAUGGUGGUUUCAAUCAGAAUACAAACUCGAAGACUCUGUCAGCUCCCAAUCUCAGUGCACUGGACUUUCCAGCACUUACCAUGCCAGAUAAUCAGAAUGGCACUUCAAAAUAUGCUGGGGAUGAUCUUCAGCAAGCGAGCAUUCCUUAUCGAUCUUCUAACAAAGAUAACAUGCUUUUAUUCAAACCUGGUGCUUCCUUUUCAUCUAGAGGUGCGGUGGAUUUUGCCUCAGCUGUCAGGAAAUUGGCAUCUCAAGAUUCUAGUAUGUGGAAGCAUGACAGAAAUGGUUCUGCUGAUUCCACUGUUGGCUCAAGCAGAAGUUCCCAUGUUUUGGCUAGUGCUUAUAACGGUGGUCAUGGAAGAGGCAUUUAUGCAGAUAGGUUGCAAAGCCGUGGAUCAGGUCGAUCAGCUCCUGUUUGGCUUGAAACCGGAGAAGCAGUUGCUAACAUAUAUUCUGAGAUGCGGGAAGAAGCUCGUGAUCAUGCACGUUUAAGGAAUGCAUACUUUGAACAGGCACGUCAAGCAUACCUCAUUGGGAAUAAGGCUCUAGCGAAGGAAUUGAGUGUCAAAGGACAGCUGCACAAUAUGCAUAUGAAGGAAGCUCAUGGAAAAGCUCAAGAAUCUAUUUAUCGCCAGAGGAAUCCAGUCAGCCUAGAUAUGCAGGGAACUGGGAGAGGACAUGAACAAAUGAUAGACCUUCAUGGGCUGCAUGUAACUGAAGCCAUUCAUGUGCUAAAGCACGAAUUGAGUGUUCUGAGGAGCACAGCCCGGGCAGCAGAUCAGCGUUUGCAGGUUUAUAUAUGUGUAGGGACAGGUCAUCACACUAGAGGUUCCCGCACUCCUGCAAGACUUCCAGUUGCUGUACAGCGAUACCUGCUUGAAGAAGAGGGCCUUGACUACACUGAGCCACAGCCAGGGCUGCUUCGACAUGACUGUUGUGUGAUGGCUGCGAAAUCUUGGAAUAUCAUCUUGGAUAGAUUAGUGCUGAUUAGUGAAGGGGUUUUAGUAGUUGUGACUGUUGUUGAUGCUGUUUGGUAUGCUGGUGGAGUUACAGCAUGA
Messenger RNA from Dovyalis caffra, 1866 nucleotides. The record is from the annotation of a GenBank genome assembly. Lineage: Eukaryota; Viridiplantae; Streptophyta; Magnoliopsida; Malpighiales; Salicaceae.